This is a messenger RNA of Striga hermonthica, 768 nucleotides long. The record is from the annotation of a GenBank genome assembly. NCBI's taxonomy places the organism in Eukaryota, Viridiplantae, Streptophyta, Magnoliopsida, Lamiales, Orobanchaceae.
GUUCAUAUUCAGGAAGGGAUGAUGUUGUUGUUGUUGAGGAUGGAGGUGGAACUAGGGAGGCUCAUUCGCCUGGGAAAGAUGAACUCUUUGGGAAAUUCUUUGGUGCACUUGAAAAGAUUCAUUACUUUAGAAGGAUGUCUGAAGGUACUGAUGACCAGGGACAGCUCGAGGACAACACAUUUAUUUCAUAAUGCCGUGAAGGAAAUGGAAGAAACAGGAUGUCAAACAUUUGAUCAGAAUAUGCUGGCAGAGACCUUUAAAUCACAGGGUAACAAGCUCGUGCAGUCUAAACGCUACGAUGAAGCAGUUGAGUUGUAUACUUUUGCUGUUGCUCUAUGUGAAGCCAAUGCGGUUUACUAUUGCAACACAAGGCUUAUAGUCGUGUGGGAUUUGCUUAUUACUCUCAAGGGAGGUAUAGCCCAUGUGAUGGAUCCUAAUAAUACAUCGAUAAAGGCGAAUGUUCGGGUUGCUAUACAAAAACUGAAUGAAGACGGUCAGGCAACCGGGUCCAUUUUGGUUGCCUUUUGUAUUUUGCCUUUGUUGCGUAGAUUCAAGGAUUCAUUGGUUUGUUUCGCGGAUGGAUCUACUGCGCGUGCAGCUCAGGGAAGCUUCUUUAGCUGCUGCUGCCUUUACUGUGUCUCAAAAUCUUGCACAACUGCUGCUUCACUUGAAAGGUUAAUCAAAAAGGUGAUUUUAUUAUUGGGUAGAACUGCUGUUAAGAUUGUUUGCAAAUCGUAUAAGCCAGAAAAAUCAGAAGGUGUUUAUUAA